AGCAAAUGUGCCAUGCAAACCUCCAACUAAACUACACAGACGUCCUAUCGUCGAGCAGGUGUUAGGUCACCUGUGGUCACAUGACUUUCUCACAUGUUUCCUUAGCCUACAUUUAGGUUUUAGGACUGUGGGGGCAAUAGUUGAAACCACAUAAUGUCAAGGAAGACUCAAAGGGCUGUGGUUGAACAACGCCCGUAGUCUACUCAAUCUCCUCGUGUUUUCGGGCUAUUUCUUAGUUGUGAAACAUUCAUGCCUCUGACGGCGCAGUCCAGUAGGCGAAUUAGUCAGAUCACGAGAACAGAGAGACUUCCGCCUUUCCUUCAGUAGUAGAUUCUACAUCGCCCUGUCUUCACAGACCUGGACAAAAUGUCCCUUUUGUCUGUUUGCAUUUUCUUGACUUCGACAUUGACAGUUGUAUCGACGCAGUACAUUCCACCGUACACAGAAGAAUGCAGAACUGGCAUGUAUCCACCUCAGGGUCCAACGUUCAAAGGUGCAGUUACCUUGUACACAGUUGACCUAGAUUUGCCCCCAAGCAAACGAUGGACAGCCCUAAUGACAGACAAAAAGGAUGAGAUGUCCAGCAUGAUCAAAGUUAUAAAGGAUUUGGCAGAUGCCUUUGUUCCCAGUGGGAAACUAAUUGAGUUUGUUGACGCAUUUCUGCCUCUAAUCGUCGAUACUCUUCCAUAUCCAUUCAACGAGGAACUCAAAGGAAUAGCGUCAGCCACUGGGGUGCCUCUGGGUGAGGUGGCACUUUUUAAUCUCUUCUAUGAAGUGUUCACUGUGUGCACUUCAAUUGUUGCAGAAGACCCGGAUGGUAAUUUGAUCCAUGGCAGAAAUUUGGACUUUGGACUGUUCUUGGGGUGGGACGUAAAGAACAAGACAUGGGCGAUCACUGAGAAGCUGAGGCCCCUGGUUGUUAACGUUGACUUCCAAAGGGGCAACCACACCGUCUUCAAGUCCACAGCCCUUGCUGGAUACGUGGGCAUGCUGACGGGCAUGAAACCACACUCCUUUUCCCUGACUGUCAAUGAGCGCUUCAGUCUGAACGGUGGCUACAUUGGUAUCAUAGAGUGGCUAAUGCACCACAGAGAUGCUAUGUGGAUGGGCUUUCUGACGCGCAGUGUUUUGGAAAAUGCCACAAGCUAUGAGGAGGCAAAGGCUGUGCUGUCUACAACAAAGCUGUUGGCUCCGGUCUACUUCAUCUUGGGAGGGAACCAGACGGGCCAGGGUUGCAUCAUCACCCGUGCCAGGAAGGACAAUCUGAAACCACUGGAGCUGAACUCAAAGCAGGGCAGGUGGUACCUGCUGCAGACCAACUAUGACCACUGGAAGAAGCCGCUGUUCCUCGAUGACCGUAGGACACCUGGCAUGAAGUGCAUGAAUCAAACCCUACAGUCGAACAUCUCUUGGAAGAGCCUGUAUGAUGUGCUGUCAACUAAGCCAGUUUUGAACAAGCUGACCACCUACACCACAUUGAUGGACGUAUCGAAUGGCAAGCUGGAGUCUUUUGUACGAGACUGCCCCAGCCCAUGCAUGCCAUGGUGAAGUUAAAGCCAUAGUCCAUGUCUCGCGGGCCAUUUACGCCCCUUGAGGCCGUUGUAUUCGGCCCCCGAUGUAAUUUUAAUGUUAUGCAGCUUCACAUGAAAUAUGACAUUUUGUAAAGGAAUCUUAGAAAUUACAUUUGCAAUACAAUGAAGUUAUAUUCAGGAGAGAGAAGGUGGGGUCUAUUUUAAAGGUGGCUGCGGAAGUGUGUGCGGAAAUCCUGGUUUGUGUUCAUAGUACGGCCAUAGAGGUAGAAAAUAACACUAGAGAGGACCCCGCCCCCCUUUUUACGGCAAUCUGUAGCAGCCAUUAUCUGUAGGUAGAUCAGAGAAAUGGAAAUAAACGGAGAACGAGGCUCACCUCUGUCAAAAAUGGCUUAAUCAUGUGAAAAUGUCCAUCAACACACUAUACAAGGACAAUAGUUUAAGUGUGUUGCCAACUAUGUUCAUAAAAUAUAUUAUUUGAUUUUUAAAUGUAUUUUAUCGACUCAUAUGAUUUAAGUAAAUAUUUAGCCUGACAUUUCAAAUCUGGUCUUUGAUUAAAGUGUUACUUCAUAUUUACACAGUUUUAGUCAAUUUCUUGACAGGGGUGGGCAUGUUCUCCAUUGACUUGCAUUGCCUACACUACCUACGGAAGUUGGGAAGCUCCAGCUGCCAUUUCCCAGUGCUGUCGCAAAUUGCUGUGUCCUCUCUAGUGUUAUUUUCUACCUCUAUGAGUACGGCCCUCUGAGGACUUUAACGGCUCUUGGCCUUGGAGGAAUUUGAAGUGGCCCCUUGAAUGAAAAAGGUUCCCCAUCCCUGCCGUAGUGAGAUGGCUUAUUAAACUAUGCAACAAUCACAGAUAACUGUCAAGAGCCGCAAAAAGCCUUAAUAUGCAACAGGAAUUAGUCAGAACAUGUCUGAUCAAUCUGAUCACAGAAAUCAUGAAAUCAGCCAUCAUUAAGUGACCAUUACUACUAUUAAGAUUUCGAUGGCCAGCACAUUAUUGCACUUUAUACGAUCUAGCUUUUCUUACCUGUCCCACUACUUGGUACACAUGGUGUGGGUUGAUUUAAAAACAGUACAGAGAUGCCUUUUUAUUUAGCAUUUUGUAACCUUCAGAGUACCUCAGACGUUACUUACUACAUUCUGUAUGAAUACUUAAAAAAAAAUCAAUAAUUGAAAUUGGUCAAAUAAAACCAAGAAUUUGAAAUCAUUUGUGCUUUUUUCAAAAGCUGCACUGACGUUAGUUACACUUCAUCACAUAUUUGAAUUGUAAUUUGACUGCUGUUCCAAUAAACACUGGAAAAUGUU
Molecule: messenger RNA, 2837 nt
Organism: Engraulis encrasicolus (European anchovy)
Lineage: Eukaryota; Metazoa; Chordata; Actinopteri; Clupeiformes; Engraulidae
Gene: asah1b
Product: N-acylsphingosine amidohydrolase (acid ceramidase) 1b
Exons: 14
Coding region: 367-1548 (393 amino acids)
Biological process (GO): fatty acid metabolic process
Cellular component (GO): lysosome
Molecular function (GO): N-acylsphingosine amidohydrolase activity; fatty acid amide hydrolase activity
Source: RefSeq, a predicted model, not a curated record